Messenger RNA from Amorphotheca resinae ATCC 22711, 894 nucleotides. RefSeq lists its product as hypothetical. The transcript is spliced from 2 exons. Gene Ontology annotation, molecular function: inositol monophosphate 1-phosphatase activity. The record is from RefSeq and is a predicted model, not a curated record. NCBI's taxonomy places the organism in Eukaryota, Fungi, Ascomycota, Leotiomycetes, Helotiales, Amorphothecaceae. Gene Ontology annotation, biological process: signal transduction; inositol metabolic process; phosphatidylinositol phosphate biosynthetic process. Bases 1 to 894 code for a protein of 297 amino acids.
AUGGCAGACCUCAAUCUUCAAGAGAUUCAUGAUCUCUUGGUCAGCGUGGCCCAUGAGGCAGGCCGCAUGAUAAUGCGCGCAACCCCGUCGCAACUGUCCUCCGGCACAAAGAAGAACUCUGCUGACCUUGUAACGGAAACCGACCAAGCUGUCGAAAAAAUGGUCUCAACCCGCCUUAUGUCUAGCUACCCAAACUUCUCCUUCAUCGGCGAAGAGACAUACGUUCCCGGCUCUACGAAGCUCACCUCCGCACCCACAUUUAUUGUCGAUCCUAUAGAUGGAACCACGAACUUUGUGCAUGCGUUUCCGGCUUUCUGCGUCUCUCUGGGCUUUGCGGUUGAUAAAAUCCCUACCAUAGGUGUGAUCUAUAACCCAUUUCUGGAUGAACUGUACACGGCGAUAAAGGGAAAGGGCGCAUUUCUUACAAGGAAUGGAGGGGAAAAGGUUAAGCUGCCAUUGAAGAGCGAGCCAGAGCCACUUAAGGAUUUGAGCACAUGUCUCAUAGGCGCAGAAUGGGGUUCUGAUCGCACUGGGGUGAAUUUCGAGCUGAAGACCAAGGUCUUCGCCAAACUGGCAGCAUCGAAGGAAAAUGGAGGGGCAAUGGUUCACAGUCUGCGAUGCAUGGGUUCUGCAGCAUUGAACCUGGCAGCUGUGGCGACGGGACAGCAAGACGUGUUUUGGGAGGGAGGAUGUUGGGCUUGGGAUGUGGCUGCUGGAUGGUGUAUUCUCAACGAGGCCGGUGGAAUCAUGGUUAGUGGCAAUCCUGGGGACUGGAAACCGGAGAUUGAUGGGAGGAAGUAUCUCGCGGUCCGUGCAGCGCCGACCGGGCAGAAGGAGAUUGUUGAGGAGUUUUGGGGAGUGAUUGGGGAUGGGAGAUUGGAGUAUGAGAGUUAA